Messenger RNA from Paramecium sonneborni, 313 nucleotides. NCBI's taxonomy places the organism in Eukaryota, Ciliophora, Oligohymenophorea, Peniculida, Parameciidae. The record is from the annotation of a GenBank genome assembly.
AUGGAAUUUGACGGUGAAUUAAAUAAGAAUAGAGUAAUAAUAGCAUUUUAAUUAUUUAAAUUAACAAAUAGAUGAAAUAAGUCUAAUUAAUUCAAAAUAAAUAUUACGUAUUAUUAUGUGAAUUAUUAAUCAAAACAAAAAAAAUAACAAAAGGGUGAAGUUUUGAAAAAAAAUGGUAGAAAAUUCUUUUGCAACUUGUUAGGUAUCCGAAAAUUGAUUUGUAAAAUGAGACACCCUAGAAUUUGGUGCAAUUUUGGAUGCAUAUAAAUCUGCUAAACUUUUAAAUAAAUUAGUGAUUGGAGGAGGGAUUGAU